Molecule: messenger RNA, 1345 nt
Organism: Ceraceosorus bombacis
Lineage: Eukaryota; Fungi; Basidiomycota; Exobasidiomycetes; Ceraceosorales; Ceraceosoraceae
Source: the annotation of a GenBank genome assembly
AUGAAGCACCAAUACGCAGUCUUUGUCGCCGUGGUAGCUGCUGCCAUCGGCUUUGCUAAUGCAGUCCCCAUCAAGUGAGUGCUCAGUGCCAUGUGUUCUAGACGCGUCGACGUGCAAGCUCACAACGAACCUCCAUGGCGCUAUUCCUGCCAGCAUGGCCAACGGAGUGCAGAUUGGCGAGCGCGACAGCUCACAGGCGAUGAGCGAUCUGGCGGCUCGCGGCUUCGACUUUGAAAGCUUCUUCAAUGGCAACAAUCAGAAGGUGGAAAUCUCUGGCUCGAGCACCAAGUAUGGCCACAACUCGCACUCGUCGACCUCGACUUCCACGUCGUCCACUUCAACUUCUACCUCAGCCACAUCCACAUCGACCAGCUCAUCUGCCAAGUCCACCUCGACCAAAGCGGCUGACAAGAAGAAGGCUGACGAGGAUGAGAAGAAGAAGAAGGACGAGGCAAAGAAGAAUGUCGACAAGAUGGACAGCGUAGACAAGGAAGCUUACUGGAGAAAGUUCAUCCACACGCUCCUCUCCGACGAGCCCAUCGACAAGAAGGGCAAGGCACUUGAAGACAUCAUUGACGAUAUCAAGAAGGGCACCAAGCUGCCAGACACUGAUGAGGACAAGAAGCACGCCAAGGACAGCGAGUCGAAGAAGAAGGACGACAAGAAGAAGAAAGACGAGGACAAGAAGAAGGAGGAGGACGACAAGAAGAAGAAGAAGGAGGACGACAAGAAGGAUACGGACAAGCGAUCUCUCCACUCCGAGGCUCGUUCUCCCGUCAAAUGGUCCCAUCCUCUCGCGCGAGAAAUCGCUGAGGACUCUGGUCUCCGCGCUCGAGCCGAACAGAUCUUCAGCGUCGCAGCUCGUGACGAAACCGAGGACGCUUCCAAGAAAGCCGCCGCCGCAGUCAUCAACGCGGUUGCCGCUGCAUUUGGCCCUGAUGCUACGAAGCCGAAGCGCGACGUCUCUGAUCCGAUGAUCGAGCCGCUUGGACACCGUUUCGACCGCCGCGCAGCCGGUGAAGGCGCUCCUCCAUCCGCGAGAUCCCUCAACGCUCGUCGUGCGCCUGCAUACAAGCCAGUCACCAUGUUCUCUCGUGACGACAGCGAUGACGACGACAAGUCGAACGUUACCUGGGUCCGACCAAACAAGUGGGGUAUCAAGCCCCUCUUUGGCGACAACCACACCUCCUUGUCAGAUCGUCUGAAAGCUGCAAAGGACAACUUCUUCAACGCAAUCAAGGGAGAUGACAAGAAGAACGGGGCUGCUGCUGCUCAUGCACCCGCUGUCCUCAUCACUGCAUCCUUCGCUGCUGCAUCUGCCGCGGGAGUGUUCCUGCUCGCGUAG